This is a messenger RNA of Trichomycterus rosablanca, 1255 nucleotides long. RefSeq names its product mitochondrial ribosomal protein L46 (gene mrpl46). The coding region runs from base 32 to 889 and encodes 285 amino acids. Gene Ontology annotation, molecular function: structural constituent of ribosome. The transcript is spliced from 4 exons. Lineage: Eukaryota; Metazoa; Chordata; Actinopteri; Siluriformes; Trichomycteridae. Gene Ontology annotation, cellular component: mitochondrial large ribosomal subunit. The record is from RefSeq and is a predicted model, not a curated record.
UUGUAUUUUGUGGACGCACUUUAUAGCAGAAAUGGCGGCUCCCUGUUGGAGGUACGCAUGGAGACCUCUGUGGCGGUUCACGGUAGGAUCAGGGAGGACAGUAAAAUGUCCAGUGAGGAAUGUUUCCUCCAGUGCUCAGAAUGUGAAGACUGAAAGUCAGCCAUCACCCUGGGCUUUAUACAGCGCGGUGUGUUUACAGAGGCUGCCGGUCAUCUCACAGGAGAGGAGCCCAGUGGAGGAGAAGUUCAUGGAGCUCAUGUACCAGAUGGAGCUGGAGAGAAGUUUAAUCUCGGACCACGAGCUGAGGCUGCUGGAGGACGCCGAGCGCAUGAGCCGAAAACAGGAGGCCGAUUACGACUCCGAUGAUGAAGAGGGUUACGGGGGUCAGGAAAUCGUCACCGCACAGGAUUUGGAGGACGCAUGGGAACAAAAAUUCAAACAGUUCCAACCUGCACUGAGAACUAAUGCUUCUGACACCACAGACGUGAGCUCGGCCGAGCGCUGCCUGGGAGACGGCCUGGUGCUGCUGGUGAGACAGGAAGUUGGCUCUGAGAAGCUUUGGCUCAUGCCCCAACUCCCGUGGGAGGCUGGUGAGACGCUGAGACAGACUGCAGAACGGGCCCUCGAUGCCAGUCUGCCAGGUGCAGAUUUGAAGGCGACCUUUCUGGGCAACGCCCCAUGUGGCUUCUACAAAUACAGAUUUCCCAAAACGGUGCGGACGGAGAGCCGAAUAGGAGCAAAAGUCUUUUUCUUCAAAGCCAUCGUGUCCGGUGGUGCCCACCUGCCUCUACGGAAGGAUUCCUCCGUGUGGACGAGGAAGGACGAGCUGCAGGAUUAUCUCAAUCCCGAAUACCUGAAACAGGUCAAGCGCUUCAUUCUGAGCGUGUAACAUGCCGAGGAAACAUCAUGCACACGUGGACACAGAGUCGAUGGCGGCGCCCCGUCCAUCCUGCAGAAAUCUGACGUCCCCGGUCCAUUUCUGGGGUUCGGCCGCGGUUUAAUCAGUUAUGACACCGUGACCAAGCAUGACACGGACGGCUAAUUAAAUCCCGAGCUUGAUUAGGUGACUAAAUGAAUCAGGUAUGAUGGGAAGAGCGUGAAGGUGGAAAUCUCGGCACAGAUUGAAUUCUGUUAAAGCGUGAAAGGUGCGGAUGAUAUCAGGUUGGCAUGACUAGUCACACCAUUCCGACAGCGUCUGACUUUGGGAAUUGUAAAUUACAAACGUUAAAAAUAAUAAACAGACUUUUAUUCACUG